Lentinula edodes (shiitake mushroom) is the source of this 1282-nucleotide messenger RNA. Its product is annotated as mitochondrial carrier. NCBI's taxonomy places the organism in Eukaryota, Fungi, Basidiomycota, Agaricomycetes, Agaricales, Omphalotaceae. Bases 323 to 1282 code for a protein of 319 amino acids. Gene Ontology annotation, biological process: fumarate transport; transmembrane transport; succinate transport. The record is from RefSeq and is a predicted model, not a curated record. The transcript is spliced from 5 exons.
UGAUGGAUGACACGAAUCAAAAGGUUUCUGGCAUAAAUAAAACUAGUCUAAAAAGGUGACACUGACAGUUUUCUUGCUAGCCUUUCGUUCAUCUUUCCAUCCUCCCUCGAAUUCCCGACUCCAAAACCUGCAGGCUCCGUACCUCCGCAUCGGUUGUACAUCGGAGCAGGAAAACAUUCCAGUCGCCAUCGCGGGGAUCCGUGCGGCCAGCCUACAUAGGGCAUAUAAUUUGCGCGGUUUCACAUGCUAAAAUCCGCCCUUGACCUUAGGAGCUAUUUUACGUCGAAGUACCCGACUACUCUCAUCUUUGCUCUAUAAACCAAUGUCGCGCAAUAACGGAUCCAAAAAGCCAGUCGGGUUUGCUACUCAUGUCACUGCUGGCGGGAUUGCAGGAGCAUGCGAGGCGCUAACAUGCCAACCUCUGGAUACUAUCAAAGUCAGGAUGCAGCUAUCGAGAUCAGGCCGACUUCCUGGGACAAAACCUCGCGGGUUUUUCGCUACUGGUACCUACAUCGUUCGUCGAGAAACGCCUCUCGCACUUUACAAGGGCCUUGGUGCCGUCCUCUCCGGUAUUGUUCCAAAGAUGUCUAUCCGUUUCGCCAGUUUCGAAGCCUACAAGACCGCUCUUGCCGACCCAGAAACAGGCAACACGAGCAUGGGAAACAUAUUCAUAGCUGGAUUGGGGGCUGGAACAACAGAAGCCGUCGCAGUAGUCACGCCCAUGGAAGUUGUGAAGAUCAGACUUCAAGCCCAGCAGCAUUCACUAGCAGAUCCGUUAGAAACGCCGCGAUAUCGAAACGCUGGUCACGCUGUAUAUACCAUCGUUAGAGAAGAAGGGUUCUCCACGUUAUAUAGAGGGGUCUCGUUAACUGCUCUUAGACAAGCAACAAAUCAAGGUGCAAACUUCACUGUAUACCAGGAAGCUAAGAAAUUUGCCCAACGACUACAACCUGGCGUGGAGGAGCUCCCGUCAUACCAGACAAUGAUGAUUGGUCUAUUGUCAGGCGCCGCAGGGCCUUUGUCUAAUGCGCCCAUCGAUACAAUCAAGACCCGUUUACAAAAAUCUACCGCGACACCUGGAUCUUCGGCACUUUCUCGAAUCAUGACUAUCGCAAGAGAAAUGUGGAUACAGGAAGGAGUGAAGUCAUUUUAUAAAGGGUUGACGCCUCGCAUACUGCGUGUAGCGCCUGGCCAGUCGGUGGUAUUUGCUGUGUACGAACGUGUCAGUGGAAUGAUUGAGAGGAUGAGACCGAGUACUGGGGGCGAUGCAUACUCAGAGUGA